This is a messenger RNA of Rhizoctonia solani, 960 nucleotides long. RefSeq names its product 5'-methylthioadenosine phosphorylase. Gene Ontology annotation, cellular component: cytoplasm. Gene Ontology annotation, molecular function: purine-nucleoside phosphorylase activity. The coding region runs from base 1 to 960 and encodes 319 amino acids. NCBI's taxonomy places the organism in Eukaryota, Fungi, Basidiomycota, Agaricomycetes, Cantharellales, Ceratobasidiaceae. Gene Ontology annotation, biological process: nucleoside metabolic process. The transcript has 7 exons. The record is from RefSeq and is a predicted model, not a curated record.
AUGGCUCACGUCGUAAACAUUCCAGAAGUUUUCGUUGGUGCGAUUGAAAAUAUUCGCUCCCGAGUUCCAGAAGGCUUGCGCGAACCAAAAAUUGGCAUAGUAUGCGGGUCGGGUCUGAGUGAACUUGCAUCCCAGAUCCGUGAUCAGACGCUGGUCCCAUACUCAGAAAUUCCCGGGUUCGGAACAAGCACUGUGGUCGGGCACGGGAAUGCACUCGCAUUCGGUAGACUUGGAGAGGGUGAUGGGGUUCCAGUUGUUGCUAUGCUCGGUCGUUUCCACGCGUACGAGGGACACAGUCUGCAAACCACUGUCUAUCCUAUUCGCGUGAUGGCACUACUUGGUGUCAAAUCGGUUAUCAUUACGAAUGCUGCUGGUAUCUUGAAUACGAAAGACUCGGUGGGAACUGUGUUUGUCAUACACGACCACCUUGCACUGCCUAAUCUUACCGGAUUCAACCCAACUUUGGGACCUGUCCUUGAUCCCCCAUUCAACCUACGGUUCACCCCACUUUCUAGAGCAUAUACAUUCUCACUUCGAUGCGCUGCAUUCCGUGCCGCGCACGCGCUCGGUCUUCCCAAAGAUUUCCUUGCCGAGGGAACAUACGCAUGGGUCUCCGGGCCAACAUACGAAUCCCCGGCGGAGGGAAAGUUUUUGAGAUCUGCCGGGGUUGACGUUGUCGGAAUGAGUACCGUACCCGAGGUUGUUGCUGCACAUCAAGCUGGGAUGGAUGUCCUAGUUCUAAGUCUCGGAACAAAUAUGGUUAUUAUACCAGAUGGAUACCGAUCGGCCAAGGAAGCUGUAGACGCCGAGAUCGCUGGGAACCCAUUACCCCCGGUGGUCGAGGCGGAAGUUUCACAUGGGGAGGUACUUGCGGUAGGAGAAACCAGGUCCAACGAUAUGCGGCGGUUGGUCGAGAAGAUUGUCGAUCUCGUCGGAGUUACUGGUCAACUUACGGAGUAA